ACACAAACCUUCCAGAUCCCGGCGGCUGGGCAGACUCAGGGGUGGUGCUACAAGUCCUGCCACUGGCAGUCCCGACGGGCAGGGGCAGGGGACCGAUCCCGAGCGCGGGUCGGAAACUAAGGAGCUCUCCCUAUGAGGGUCGCCCUGUAGAGCAGAUCCCGUGUGGUCGUUGGCGUGGGAGCCCCGGAGUUCAAGGGCUUGGGAGAGGGGACGGAGACCUCUGAAACCUGACACCCAGCCCUCUCGCCGAGGAAACUUCGCAGGCUGGCCCACCAAGACCAUCACUAUGACCGAUGGGGACUAUGAUUAUCUGAUCAAACUCCUGGCCCUUGGAGAUUCGGGGGUGGGGAAGACGACGUUUCUUUACCGAUACACAGACAAUAAGUUCAAUCCCAAGUUUAUUACAACAGUAGGAAUAGACUUUCGGGAAAAACGUGUGGUUUAUAAUACCCAGGGACCAAAUGGAUCAUCAGGGAAAGCAUUUAAAGUGCAUCUUCAGCUUUGGGACACCGCCGGCCAAGAGCGAUUCCGGAGCCUCACCACUGCAUUUUUCAGAGAUGCCAUGGGUUUCUUAUUAAUGUUUGACCUCACCAGUCAACAGAGCUUCUUAAAUGUCAGAAACUGGAUGAGCCAACUGCAAGCGAAUGCUUAUUGUGAAAAUCCAGAUAUAGUAUUAAUUGGCAACAAGGCAGACCUGCCAGACCAGAGGGAAGUCAAUGAAAGGCAAGCCCGGGACCUGGCUGACAAAUACGGCAUACCAUAUUUUGAAACAAGUGCCGCGACGGGCCAGAAUGUGGAGAAAGCUGUGGAAACCCUUCUGGACUUAAUCAUGAAGCGAAUGGAACAGUGUGUAGAGAAGACACAAGUCCCCGACACUGUCAAUGGAGACUCUGGAAAGCUAGAUGGGGAAAAACCAGCAGAGAAGAAAUGUGGCUGCUAGACCCUACGUAGGAACUGAUCAUCAAAAACCCCACCCAAAUAUUACUUCCAAAAAACAGCGACAAACCACGAAAUUGUUGUUGAGUAGACCAUGCAUAAUGGCAUGUCUUUCUUUUUCUGCCAGAAAAAUCUAUUUUAAGAAACCAGAAUAGUCAACAGUGUUCAAAAGAAUUGACCAGUUGUCUCUGACGCACUCUCCAAACAAGAUCAGAGAUUUCCUAAUGUGAUCUCGUGGUCAUGGAUGCUCAAUUUUUUUUUUUAAUGAAGAAGAUGAGUAUAUAAGAAAGUAUUCAAGAUGAUAUCAGUGAGUUUUAAAUCAGAACAAAAAUGACCAUGUCACAUGGGGGAAAGGAAUAGGCCACGAAAGGGAGAAUAUAGAAAGAUGAUUUUUUUUUCAAAGAUUGGAUUUACUUCUUAUAUUGAAUUUGAUUUGUACUUUUAGUUUUGCAUUGGGGGAACGUAUUAGCUAAAAAUGGGUAUACAAUAAAGAAUUCUAAAUGGAUCAUUAAUAAUGACAUUACUAUGUACACCCAAUAAGCUGUCCUAGGGUGACUCAAGUACUGGUAAGGUUAUGAGAUUGUGAAUCAGACUUCUGUUAAAAUGUGGGAGACUGUAUAUUAAUGUCAUUUUUAUAUUCUUAAUAAAUGGCAGAUAGAUAAGAACAGGACUGUGAACGACAAAGCACAAGAGAAAUGCCUUAGGAGAAAAAUGGAAGUAUAAAAACAUGGCAUUUGGACAAAUGAUAUUAAAUGUGUCUGUUACAGAUGUCUGGAAGAAUCAUUUAGCCAAAUUUCACUCAAGCCAAUUAGAAGUUGACAUUAUCAGCUGGGAUUAAGAGAAUCUCCAGAAGUUUCCCUUUCCAAACAAAAUUUUGGAAAUUGGUUCAGUGUUCAGUUUCACAUUUCAUUUUUCUUAGUAAAUGGUCACAAGGAGAAAUUAAAGAUUGUCAUUUAUUAAAUAUGUCUUUAAAAAUGCAGUCAAGAAAAACUAGCCUUAAUUGUUUUUAGACAAAAUAUGUUGGUGAUAUGAAAACAAAAAGUGACAAAUAAUUGUGGGUUUCUUUUAACUUACAAAAGCACUGGAAACUCUAAAUCACACUUCUACCCUCCACACCCACCCCUGACUUUGAAUCAAUUGCAAAAAUAGAGGUGUGUCCCUUUGUAAAUCAACAACUUCAGGAUGAUAGAUUGAUUUUAUGGUCACUCUUGAGUUUUCAUGUCAUUCAUCACAUGAAAAUUGACGAUACCUCAUGCCAUAUUACAACGUAUGAAAAAAAAUACAUAUGUUUUUGUUUGCCCAAGGCAAAAUACUCACAUUUGAACUAUAGUUGGGGGUAGGGCAGGAAUGGAGCUGUGUAUUUUCUCUCUAAAAAUUUGGUUAAUCACUUUAUUUUUUUACAUAAAACUGCCUUUUCUUUUUAAAAAUCAUUACAAAAAGAUUUUCCGUUGGCCUAUUCUUAUUGUUGUGUCUAAACUGAUAUUACAUUGUUUUUUUCAAUCAUUGUUUUUGAUAAGCAUAAGCAACUCCUGUUAAACUAUUAUUUAAAUAUUUCAGUUUUAUCAGUAACAAAGGCAUCAUGCUUCAAGUUUUCUCUUUUUAUCAUGAGUAUAUCCCCCACCCUUGAACCUCUCUCCAGAGUCUACAUCUGGUAUAGAAUCCAUUAUUAGGAACACAGAUCCAAGGGAUGGUCUAAAACGUUCUUGCAAGAUUCUCAGUGUGAACUGCUCAGUUCCUCUGACUUAGGAAGCAUAAUGCCAGCUUCUAGGAUCCAUCAUGCUUGGGUAUUCCCUCCAAUGCUGUUUUUCUCUACGAUGCACUUCAUGACCUCAGUUCCUGAGCCAUGAAGAUAGAAAGCUAUUCACUAACACCCAAGAUGCUUUGACUGAAAGAAAAGUGAGCAGAAACAAUAUUAUCAUUGUUGUGGCAAAAUUUGGUAAACUUCUGUGGUCAUUUUAUCAACUCUCCUUUGGAUUCAAAUUGUGAUGUCUCUGGCAUUCCUGUGAUAGGGAAUGUUUAGCCUUUAUGAAAUCCUAAAUGUAUUCUAUUUUGGAUUUGUUUUUUGUUUUCUACUCUUUUUCCAGUUAUAUGAUUGACUGACUUUUGCCAAGAUUCUGUCAUUGCCAGUUGACAAGCAUUUAUUCAGGGUCUAUUUUAAGAUCAUUAUUUGAUAGCUGUAGCAUGAAGCAGAGGGCGACGAUGCCUAUAAUUAUAGAACUCUGCCUAUAAAAAUAACAAUUACUGGGCAACAAUCUCAAGAGGAAUGAAAUGUAAAGAAGACAGGAAAAUUAAUUUAAAAUAGUAUCCUACUUAUAAAUAAAUACUUGACCUAAGAAAAUAUUUUCUCUCUCGAGUUUGACAUCUGAUCCCAAAUUCUAUGUCACCAUUACUGGAAAUGACUUCACUUCUUAUUAGAGAAUUAAUUAUUAUGUAUAAUUCAUUUUAUAAUUUCAAAUUGAUUUGAGAACAUGAAGUACACAGACUGCUUUAAAGAAUUGCGUACCUCCUUUAACCCAAAACAGCAUGUAUUUUUAGCCAAGAUGUAUCCUGUUACUUGUUAUCUCCCAAAUGCUUUGAUAAACCAUACUGUAUUUUGGGGAAAUGUUUAAAAUGUACAUGAAGUUCCUUUCUGAUACAGAAAUCAUUCUGGAGUGCUUACACUAGUUUGAUGUUUACAUUGCUCUAACACAGUGCCUCGAAUACCUCUAUGACCAAAUUUGUCUCCAACCACAUAGCUCAUUUCCUAUUAUAUCAUAUUUGAGGAAGGUCUCACAGAGACACUAAAGGAGUUCUGACAUCUUCAGCAAGGGGACAGGAUAUUAUUGGAAUCUGGAAAUGAUUACCACCAUCUCCUGGUCUCCUAAGCUUCUCACGGAGUGGGGGUGGGCAUCGCUUGAGACUUAACUGUGAGUAGGUACAAGGUUACCUUUUGAUACAAGAAAAGAAAAAUCCUUUGAAAAAUGUAUCAAAAAUGGCUGAGAAAGCGUGUUUGUCUUGGUAUGACGAGGGUCACAAGUCAUGAAUUGGCAGAGAAAAUGCUAAGUGCUAGGAAUUGAGCUUGUGGGUCCUACAUAAGUGUUAGAAUUCUUGCAAGUCACCACUCGAGUUGAUUUGCUAUCAUUUCCAUAGUAUCAGCUAUACAUUGCAAAAAAAUUCAAAACCAGCAUUUUCUAAGGUAAAUAUUUCAUCUGUUGUUUUCCACCAGGUGGGCCAUUCUGUGUAUCAGUUGGUGUCUUUGUCAUGCUUCUAGAGUGUGCUAUUCUCUGCCAAACUGUAUAGGUUAAAUGAACCAGGCAAGAGUUUCAAUCAGACCUUUCUUUUCUCCUUUGUAAGAGACAGAAGCUUGACUAUAGAGAAGUACAUGACUAUAUUAAAAAAAUAAAUAACAGCCAAAAUAUUCUAUAAACUGUAAACUGAAUCAACUAGAAAUCACCAUAUUUGAUGAAGCUCAUGUACACACUGAUCAACUAGAAAGAGAACAGUAUGUGUAAUAGUGAAUAACUAGGUAGAGUGGAACCCCAGAACCUGUGUCCAUGACACAAAAUUAUUCACUGUUCUGUAUCUCUGUUCACUUUUAAAAAGGGUACAUAUGCUUCCCUCAAUGUGUACCAUACUAAAGCAUUGAGGGAAAAUUCUCAUCCAUAAGGAAUCUUGGAGUUACAAUCUCAAACUGUAAAGAGAUAAAUUGAAGUUUCUGGUUUCCUAAGAUACUUAACUCUUUAAAAGAGAGAUCUGAGAGCGAAUGUUAGCCAAAGGGAUGGAAAAGUUGUCUUUCACUCUGUACCACCAAGCUUUAAAGCAUUAAAAGAAGGCUAGUGUAUGUGAAUAUUUUCGGGAAAGCUUUAUGAUCUUUAAAGAUGAUAAGAUGCUGUCUAUACUUGAAAAAGAUGUCUGAGAAUUCACCAAAAACUAUUAUUUUCUUCUUGCUCUUUGACCAAUAUGAUAUAAAUUUAUUUCUGGGGAGAGUGCUGAACUCUUAAACAUGGCAAGUAGAGUGUUAUCUGAGAUGAGUGUUGUCUCAAUGCUUUAUAAACCCAUGAAGAUAUUUGUCUCAUAAAGUAGGACUGAUAAAAAUCAUUGUUAGAAAUCUAGGGGAUUUUAGGAAUUUAUUGCCUUAGAAUUCUUAGGUGGAGACCCAACCAUGAUGACAUUGUUAAGGAAGAACCAUAAAGAGAGGUUAGAGUUCAACAUUGUCUGAAUAGUGUUCUUCAAUAUUGCAGAACACAGAGAAGACCAUGUACUUUGAGGCUGAUUUUUAAGUAGAAAAUGAAGAAGAGAAUUACCAACAAGAAGAGUGUUUGUAACAAGAUCCAAGGCAAAUAUUUGUCCAUCAUUUUUAUCUAUCAAGUGGAAAUUUAUGCUAAUAAAUAGAACUAAGCUAAUAAAAAUAUUUAAACACCAAAUAUUUCAUUAGUGGCAUCAAAAUGUGGGAAACUUUGAAACAUUUUGUUUGCUCUGUCUGAAUUUAAUUUUCUCAUAAAUUGCACUUUGACUACUUUUUCAAGGAGUAGAAUCACAAAGAUGCUUCUUUGCACACCUUUUACCAACAGCGUGUGGUUAUUUUCCAGCUUCAUAUAGAGAAAGAACAAAAAACAAGCAAAAAUAUUAGCAACAAAAUAGGGGGGUUAUUUAAAAGGGUGUCAGCUUUUGGAGAAAAAAAUAUACAAAGGAAUCAUCUUUGGAUCGAGUCAUUUGAAUUUGUUUCCUGGUUCCUUUUCUUUCCAACAGGUGUGGAAAUCAUGGCUAAUAUCCCUCAGCUGACUUAGUCUUUAAGCAUCAUUAGCAAAUUUUGUAGAAGCAGGCAUGUCUGUCUUUAACUUAAUGGAUCCCUUAUUUAAUCAAUGGCUCUUGUCCUUAUGUCUGCUGGAACAUCAAAAUGGUGUCUGUCCCUAGUGAACUAUGAACAUAUUCUUAUAUUUACUCUUUUAUUCUCCAGGUUAUUCUCCCAAAUGCUCUUUGAGGGGAAGCUUAGUAUUAUAGAAAGGAAAGUGGCCAGAAAGAACAAUUUGGGGACCGUGAGUGUGUCAUUAAAUAUCUUAGUGGCUUCUCCUCAUAUGGAGUUUAUAAACCCUGUGUGCCCCAUAGGGUUCAUGUCAGGCUCAAAGGAGAAUCUAAAAAAUUGGUUUGUGAAUUAUGUUCCAUUUCAUAAACAGGCACUAUUAUCACAAGCUAAGCAUAAUAAAAAAUUAUAGUAAUUUAAACCACUUGUGAGGAGAAAUUACAUAGCAGGGGCAAAACACUAAUUUUAGGAGGGGGAAUUGGAAACUAUCAAUGGUUAGCAACUUGAGGUCAUUGUAUUUGAUUGAAAAUGUUUAAUAUAUCUCAAGUUAUUGAAAAAUAUGAGUUCUAUUUCAUUUUGUAUGUCAUCUGGUAUUUCUUCCAAGGAGUCCAAUUGCAUUCUAGAUAGUGUUUUACAACUUGGUCAAAUCCUCCUUGUACAAGUAGGGCUUUUGUGUCCAUCGCCUUGUAAAAGAUCUGACUGCAUCUGAAAUUAUCUAAGAGAAAUAAGUUAUCCUGCUUAAUGUGUUAAAAAUAGACAAUGUUCUACCGUAACCCUGAAGUGCUUCACCGUAUUCCGACAGUCUACCUUGAAGUGAUACUCCGCUCAUUUUUAGGCUAAGCACUUUUGAUUGUUCUGUCAUCUCCACAGACCUGUUUUGUCUAGUGCUAUGAAUGUAAAUUAAAACCUUAAACAUGAGUUUUUAUUCUGUGUGCCCCUGAGUAUACUGUGGUGCCCGACAAACACUGUUAGAUCAUUAUUUUGUUGUACCAAAGUUCCAGUGGCUUCAGAAAUCAUAGCAUCUAAUGAUUUUGUGGUGUCUGGGUUUGAAUACUACGGUGGCGAACUGUAUUCAGUGAUUGUUUCUGCACAUUUUUCAAUAAAAAAUGCAUUUUUAUCAAUUA
This is a messenger RNA of Ailuropoda melanoleuca (giant panda), 6840 nucleotides long. It is a transcript of the gene RAB27B, whose product is annotated as RAB27B, member RAS oncogene family. NCBI's taxonomy places the organism in Eukaryota, Metazoa, Chordata, Mammalia, Carnivora, Ursidae. The record is from RefSeq and is a predicted model, not a curated record. The transcript has 6 exons. The coding region runs from base 287 to 940 and encodes 217 amino acids. Gene Ontology annotation, molecular function: GTP binding; GTPase activity.